AUGGAUCCAGAAACAUUUGAGGAACAGAAACAUGCUUUCCUCAGCUGGUUCUCCCUGGUGACAGCCAAGGGACAGCUGACGGCGCAGUGCUACUCCUGCCUGGAGCAACUGGUGGCCAACCACGUGACGGCAUUCCUCACCAAGCUGGAGCUGGCCGCCUACAAGCUCAACGACGGCAAAGACGCGCUGCACAAGGACGCCGGGCUGUCGCGGCGCCGGCUGCAGUACGCCAAGACGACGCUGGGCGCCGGCCAGGUGGUGCGGCUCGUCGGCGUCUUCGAGGACGUGCACCGCGCCAGGGCGCCCCAGAGGCGGCUGUCGCUGGCGUCCCUCGGCCGCGCCCAGGCGCCCGCCAAGUACGCGCAGUGCGUCAACCACAAGAACCAGAUCGUGUUCAUCCCGCUGAGCACGACGGGCCAGUUCUAUGCCGUGAGCUGCGGGCCGGAUGAGCCCGACGACCUCCGCAUGCUGUACCAGGUGCCGCAGCUGCUGGCCGACUACCGCCUGCCGCUCAAGGUGCACCUGGUGUCGGGCGCCCUUCCCGCGCCGCGCCCGCAGGCCUUCACAGCAUAG
Messenger RNA from Bacillus rossius redtenbacheri, 573 nucleotides. RefSeq lists its product as uncharacterized. The transcript has 5 exons. The record is from RefSeq and is a predicted model, not a curated record. The coding region runs from base 1 to 573 and encodes 190 amino acids. NCBI's taxonomy places the organism in Eukaryota, Metazoa, Arthropoda, Insecta, Phasmatodea, Bacillidae.